AUGGGUUCUCCUGAUGCGGUUUCCUUGUUCGAGUCGCUUGGUUUGAAAACAAGGCUGGGUCAGGCCCUGGCUUCGUAUAUACCUUUGUGUGUCGAUGUAUCUCUCCCGCUGCGGCAUCGACUGGACGCGCUACAGAAGGAGUUUAACCUAUCACAGUAUGGGGAGCAACUCACCAAGCAAUUGGAUCAUCCAACAAUUGAGGGCAUGAAUGUCAGUACCCUCCAAUUCGAGGCUUCGGUGAUGAACGGGCCAGUUAUCAACACUAGAGCUAGGCUCUACGUGUAUAUUAAUUCCAUGCUUGUGGGACGCCCGUUAGUAGAUGAUUCCAUGUUGAUCAACUACCUCACCAACCGCGAUAAAGGUCAUCAAGAAGCUCUCGUUAUAGACCUUACCACAGCCGCCUUCGAUGUCCUUUAUAAUAGCGUCCAUCGUAACGAGUCCAGUCGGACAAUGUUCCUCUUCCGCACUUUCCUAGUCAGCAAGCUUCCCGCCUUCUUUGCUGCUAUAACGGCUACAUCUAUAGAUAAAGAUCAAGGCGAGAACCAGCCGGUCUACGAUAAAUUUGGCAGCAUUCUCCUCCUAGCGCUUGUUUUUAAAUAUCGAUACGACCUAAGCCCGGUUGAUAUAGGGAUCUCAAGCAAUGACUCUUUCUUGUUGAUACUACUAGACUGUGGCACUUGCAGCCAGAAGCUGAGCGAGCUAAGUAAAAAGCAAAACAAGGAUCUUGGGGCGUGGAUCGGUGCCUUAUUCAUUACCGAGGGUAUUAACGAAGAGACUAUAUCCGCGUGUAGUCCCCAGGAGUUCUAUAUGCUGGUGGCGACCUUGUUCGAUCAGAGUCUGUCUGCCUGCGAGUCGGGUAAGAUAGAGAGUCGGCAAUCCGAGACUAAGCCCGAAAUCCCCUUGAAGGCCCUACUUUCCUUGAUCAAACCCAGCUCCAUCUCCGGCGAGGCACAAGCCAUUCACAAAACCGUCUUGAAUAUUACGCCUCGCCUAUUAGAGGAACAGCUCAUAGAUAUCGGGACUCGCCACCAAGCCCGGCAGAAUAUCGGCAAGAUUUUAAAUAUCAAACCCAUCCUCGACGCCCUCGAUCCUGAUCUCUCGUUCCGGCGUACUAGCAGCUGUUUGCGCUCCGAGCUUAAGAUAUCGGCUGCUCCAGCCGCCGGUGGUUUCCUGGAAAUCUCAUUACCACCGCAGUCCUACACCCACCGCCAGAUAAUUGCAGCACAGCGCAUCCUCGGCUCUGCACGCGUCCUGGAAGCCUUAGUCGACGAGUUGAAACAACAAACUCAAGCGGGCAGCGGUGAUCUCGCACUAGACAUCGCAGCGACAAUCGUCUGCGCACCAAUGCCUGAAUCCUUCGCCGUCGACCAAAAUAUUUGUCACCCCGUUGAUCCCACUAAAGAGCGAUACCUCGCUGCACAGCUCUUUCCCUCCGUGGCGCGCUCUCCCUCCAACACCAAAAUGUCCCCAAAAUCUCUGAAAAGGAUCCCCUCCGCGCAGAGGUCAUCGUCCGUCACUGGCGUCGCGUCAGUCUCCCCGCCUUCCCGGGUAUCCAAUAUCGACGUUAGCAAUAUCUUUCAGAAUAUGGAUCUCGGCGUCGAGGGUCAAGAUCGUAUGAACCUCGAUGCGACCAGUGGCGCCGUCGAUGGCACUGGCGUUGGCGAAGAUGAUCCUAGGAAUCUUGACCAGAUGCUUGAUAAAGCCGCGGCGGCGGCUGCCGGCGGUCUUGGCCAGGGCAAUAGACUUGAAUCGACCGGAAGCCGGGCCCGCCGCGGGGUACAUAUGGGAUGGGCCCUUAAUAAGGAACAUCUACCUAUUACAUUUGUAGCGGGGAUGAAGACGAGCUCAGAGAUGUGCUGCUCGGUUGGAGAGGAAAGGCAUUAA
Penicillium subrubescens is the source of this 1884-nucleotide messenger RNA. RefSeq names its product Mediator of RNA polymerase II transcription subunit 5. Gene Ontology annotation, cellular component: mediator complex. Gene Ontology annotation, biological process: regulation of transcription by RNA polymerase II. The record is from RefSeq and is a predicted model, not a curated record. The transcript is spliced from 7 exons. Gene Ontology annotation, molecular function: transcription coregulator activity. The coding region runs from base 1 to 1884 and encodes 627 amino acids. NCBI's taxonomy places the organism in Eukaryota, Fungi, Ascomycota, Eurotiomycetes, Eurotiales, Aspergillaceae.